CACACAUCUCUCACUUGCCUCCAGCUCGGCUACAUGGAGCAAACGCGGACUAAUACAAACCGGGGCUUACGCCAGAUAUCUUCACUCAUAAAUCAGUUGGGCUGGGCCCGCGCGAGUGCACACGCGCUCCAAACACUUUUAACGGAUGCGCCAGGACGAUGAUUCACAUCCCCGGGCCACACCCGUAUUGGAACGGAUCGUGAGUAAACAAAUCGUCAUUAAGGAACGCGACAAAGCGCGUGUGACUCAUUGCAAUAUAUAGCCCACUUUUACUCUACGGCAUGGUUUAAUGUGUUGUCACCAGUCAAAGAAUUCCAGAACUCAGCAAGUCAUAAGAAAAACGAAUCAUGACAAAGCUUGGCAGGAAUGUAUAGACAGCUGAUAGUCAAUAACCUUCUGACCAAGAUUGGACUUCACAUUGCCAAGGCAGAUGAAUAUUUAACAGUGUGCAGUAGCCUACUACAUUAUCCAUCCAUUUUACUAAUCAAUGAAUUAACAAUGCAUUAUUAUUAUUAUUAUUAUAUAGGCUGUUCUAUAAUAGCCUAUCCAACGUGUUCAUCAUAAUUUAGUUAAUAAGCUUGAAUAUUGGUGUUAAAACUGCAUAUGAUUCAUCCUGUUUAUCAGCGAAACAAACAGGUUUCCGCUGAGCCAAGAGCCAAGCUGAGAUCCUCUCUCUCGGCUUGGGACAACUCCGAUAUUAUGAAUGACUGGUGUGGGUGCACUCGUAGCCGAGGCAUAACCUCUGAUUGGUUCACCAGACAAUCACAAUGUGGGAGAGCUGCCGAGGAGGAGGGGACACAUUUUACAUGUGGGUGUUACGCAGCGCGCGCCGAUUGGAUAACGACCACUAACGCACACCAUAAUGCUGGCACGAUUGGAUAUUCCGGAUGGUGGGCGGAUCUAAAAGGCAUGAAGCCCUCACGUCUCGUAACAUAUUUGUCAGUACAAUUUGCUAUGAGCUUUGAGGGAACGAAAGAAAGGGAAAGAAGUAGUCCACAAAAGCUUCGGCAGUCUGUCUGUUUAAAGACUGAACGGGGUUUACGUUGUCGGAAUUACAUUUUCGGAAUAUAGCGUAUGCUUAAAAACUUGAGAUAAGCGGGACUCGAGUACAAACUAGCAUUUUUCCCUUUAGACGGAUUGCUCUCUAGCGAUAUCCAUCUAAAUCGGCUGGUGGACUAUGGAAUCUGGACUCACACUGGUCUGUACUCAAGCUUGAACUGUAAAGAAUUGGAGAGUGACUAGUUGGAAUACACUGAACUGGGCCUUCGGAGACAAGCACACCACGAAGACUUAUUUCACUUUGCAAUUGGAACCACAGACGGGGAGAACCUCGCACGUACAUAAUAGGGACAUUGGCCUGCAGUUACUCUACUAUCCCCAGUCUUGUCCACUCUCUGUUCUUAAUCUUCCGGUCACGGAGCGCAGCGCAUGGACCGGCACCCAGACGCCCGCAGUUGUAGCUGUGCCAUCCUCGGAGCCACGUCCUGUUGCCCCCGUCUUGUCUCAAGCGAACCGUCCAUGAAUUUGUCUAUUAAGUCGACCACCGGCACGCGCUUUGAGCUCUCUCUUCCACGCGAGGAGACUGUGGAAGGACUAAAGAGGAGGCUCGCACAAAAACUCCGGGUCCCCAAAGAAAGGCUCGCUCUUCUGCACAAAGACACGAGGUUGACCUCGGGACCACUGCAGGACUUUGGCGUUGUGUGCGGGAGUAAACUGACCCUGGUGCCGUCAGUGGAAAGUGGUUUGAUGUCGCAGUCAUCCAGACCCGAGCAGUCAAUCAUGCAGGCGCUUGAGAGUCUCACGGAAACUCAGGUGAGUGAUUUCCUGUGCGGUCGCUCUCCCCUGACCCUGGCGCUGCGUGUGGGCGAUCACAUGAUGUUUGUCCAACUCCAGUUGGCGGCGCAGCAGUCAGGCAGCCAGCAGCCACCCCACAGGCACACGUCCAGGGGUCCUUCAGGCACGCACGGGGCAGCCGCAGGGUCCUCGCCAACAGGAAGUGGCCAUGGCCCCCUCAGGUCCCCUGUGCAUACACAGGAGACAGCGAUGCCAGGGGUCAGUGAGGCUCCUCCGCGGUGCCCAUCUGCUACGCCCGGCUCCCACAGCACUGCCACACCCUGCCCACAGACUGAGGGCAGUUCUACGAGCACUGCUACUGGAGGCCAGGCCCGUAAGCCAGGGGCCGUCAUCGAGAGCUUCGUCAACCAUGCCCCCGGAGUCUUCUCUGGAACAUUCUCAGGUACCCUGCACCCCAGUUGUCAGGACGUUAGUGGACGUCCACGUCGUGACAUCAGCACCAUCCUGCAGAUCCUCAACGACCUCCUGAGCGCCACACGCCACUACCAGGGUAGUGCACCCACGCCUGCCGCAGUGCCCACUCUGUGCCAUCUGAGAUGCCCACCUCGACCUCGAGCGCACUCCUCCACCUCCUCCUCUCCUCCGCCAUCGCCCUCUCCAUCCCUCUCUCCACCAGCCUCCCCGCGGGCACACACACACUCACACACAGCCGGACUGCAGCAACAACACGCCAGGACCACUGGCUGCGAGCGGGAGCGCCACUGGGAGAACCGAGCGACACGCUGUAAGGUAGAGCGGCUCCAGAUGCUCCUCCAGCAGCGUCGGCUCCGCCGCAAGGCUCGCCGCGACACCCGCGCCCCCUACGCCUGGUCGCCCAGCAACCGCAGGGUGGCACGCAGCCACAGCAGCAGCAGCGCCGCCUCCUCCUCGUCCUCCUCGGCGGCGGCCCCGGAUGGGGACGCAGCCUCUCUGGAGCUGGAGUACGAGGACGCCGCGUGGAGGCCCGAGGGCCCACCCACUGACCUCAGCAGCGAGGUCAUCAUGGCCUGAUGGAGGAAUGGGCGAGAGAGAGGGAAGAGAGAGAGGGAUGAAGGGUGUUGUGGAGAGGAGGGAUACAGAGAUGACGAGCAGAAAGAAAGAAAGAAAGAAGAACAAAGGAACUACAUGGGACAUUGCUAAUGCUGGAUGAGACUGGAAUAGACCAGCGGCUGGCUCUGUGUGUGUGUGUGUCUCUGGGAUGGAAGAGUGCCACUCACACAACAACCUGUUGACCUCAUAAUGAUAAAAACACAAAUGUGCUAUACACGCACACACACACACACUGGCCUUUCUGGGGUUGACAUUUGGUUCAUUGAAUGCUGGACAAAUAGACUGCACCCUCUGUUUGUGUGUGUCUGUGUGUUUUUGUGUUAGUUGAUUUAUUCUUGUGUAACUUUGUGUUUGUGUAUGAUUUAAGAGCACACAUGUUCGCUACACACUUCAACUGGACUCCCAAUAGAACAGGAUGGUACUGAACUGACCGUUCCUCCCUGGGCAUUGACAGGACAAUAGAACAGGACAGUACUGAACUGACCGUUCCUCCCUGGGCAUUGACAGGAUAAAGUCAAUGCCUUUAUGUCUCAUUCAGUCUCAGCAGACGUGCUCUGCGCUUCUCAGUACAACCACAGUUAUUAGCAGUAAUAUUAUUAUUAUUAUUAUUCUUUGUAUUAUGUAUUAUUAAUAAUAAUUUGUUUGAAUGAUUUAUUUGUAUUUUUUACAUGGUGUUAUUGUUGAUGUCGUCACUGUAUGUUGUGGUUACAGAUAUGUAGCAUUAAUAUCUAGCCAAGAUUCAGGUUAUGUUACUCCCAGUUCAGACUAGAACAACGUUUUUUGGCACAUUUUGCCAUUUUGUCUCUGGGAAUCUGUUUGAGCAUUAUGAUUUUUUAUUUUUUAUUUGUUUGUUUGUGUCAGAGAUUGUGAUCAAUAGCAAGUGCUUUACAGAGGGAUAAAACCUCUACCUGCUCUCUGUUUCUCAUUUGACUUUUCUAUUUAGCAUUGGUAAAAAAAACGUGACCAGCAAAACACAUAAUUUAUUGUGAUAAUAAAGAUUAAAUAAUGAUGAAAU
Molecule: messenger RNA, 3898 nt
Organism: Alosa sapidissima (American shad)
Lineage: Eukaryota; Metazoa; Chordata; Actinopteri; Clupeiformes; Clupeidae
Product: midnolin-like
Exons: 7
Coding region: 1429-2844 (471 amino acids)
Cellular component (GO): nucleus
Molecular function (GO): protein binding
Source: RefSeq, a predicted model, not a curated record